Molecule: messenger RNA, 366 nt
Organism: Cryphonectria parasitica EP155
Lineage: Eukaryota; Fungi; Ascomycota; Sordariomycetes; Diaporthales; Cryphonectriaceae
Exons: 3
Coding region: 1-366 (121 amino acids)
Biological process (GO): DNA-templated transcription; termination of RNA polymerase I transcription
Cellular component (GO): RNA polymerase I complex
Molecular function (GO): DNA-directed RNA polymerase activity; nucleic acid binding; zinc ion binding
Source: RefSeq, a predicted model, not a curated record
AUGGCUGCCAUUGGGUCUCUCGUCUUCUGCACUGACUGUGGAAAUCUGCUGCCCUCAUCAAAGGGCAGUUCAAAGAAUAUUCUGCAGUGUGAGUGCUGCGGUGCUGAAAAUCAAGAUGCUGCUUCGAAUACAAUUAUCACCAAGUCGAAGCCAUCUGACUUUCCCUCCUUUCUGCGCCAGAAGCUGUCCACCGUUCAGACGGUGAAACGGCAUGAAGUGAACACGGAGGCGACAACAAACCAGAUCUGCGGCAAGUGCGGGCGAACAGAGGUCCGGUUCUCAGCCGUGCAGCUUCGAAGUGCAGAUGAGGGCUCAACGAUUUUUUACACCUGUGAUUGUGGUAAUAAAUGGAGCGAGAAUAACUAG